UCCCAUUGUUGUCUGAUGUCUGUUCGUUGUGUUAGUGAACGAAGUGUUGGAUGGUUGUUUAAGCUAUAUGAACAUUAAAGUUGAUUCAAUGGGUUAUUUCGAAUCUAUCCUCCUUUAAUGAAUACUAGGAAUUUGAUUGACAUUAAUUAUUAAGAACUAGAAAAUUUUUUUGUGAUGAAAAAUUUCUCUUAUUCCGUCAAGUAACUUAGUUUGUAGUAGCAUUGACUAAAUUAGGCAGGUCCUUAAAUGUAAACUUAACCUAUUCACUUAGCUUCCUAAUCUUAUGAUGUUAAGGGAAUUGAAACUGAUCCAUUUUUAAUAAGUUGACAAAAGCAGUGUUGGGGAAAAAUCAAUUACCAAGAUUGCAUUUAGGAAGUUGAAAUUGGACACAUCCUCCAGUUACCAGAAAAGAGGACUAACUUACAGUUACAGUUUUUAUUCUUGGCUAACUUAGAGAUGACACGACGGGUCCAAGGAAGUGCUUGUUGAACGCUGUUGUAGCUGGAAGAGUUGGGCAACUCCAGGAGUGUUGGCUAAAUUAAUUGUUCAACGGAAAUCGUUCAAUUAGGCCUACCUGUUUGGUGGAGUGAUCAACAGCCAUGGCAGAAGCUCACUCAGCCGUAGCCUUCUCCUUCUCCAUAACUCACGAGGGCUGGGACGUCAAUGUAGACAGGGAGGUGCUCCAUCUGGUGUGGGACUCUGGUGUCAGGUCGUGGAAGAAGCGGCUCGCUAGGUUCAAGAACAACAUAAAGAAUGGCAUUUUCCCGGCACCCCUACAGAGUCUAUGGGCCACCAUGGUGCUGGUGGCAGGGCUGCACUUUGCUGGCGUCAAACUACCCAUGUACAACUACAUACUGUCAUUAUUGCCUGAAGAUAACCUAAAUUACCAGGUGGCGGCGUGUAUGAUUCUGUCGCUGGUCGUUUGGUUGGGAAUCAUUUACACAAUAAGAUAUCUCCUCAAGUUUCUGCUAAUGUACAAAGGAUGGAUGUAUGAAGAGAGAGGCAAGGACCGGACCAUCUCACUCAAGACCAAGAUGUGGCUGAUGGGGGUCAAGCUAUUGUCUGGGGCGAGCAAGCCUAUGUUAUACAGCUAUCAGGGAUCUCUGCCUCGGCUUCCUCUACCCUCUGUAAAGGACACAAUGCAUCGGUAUCUGCGGAGCGUCCGACCGUUGCUGGACGAUGCUCAGUACUCCAGGAUGGAGAAACUGGCAAACGAGUUUGAGAAUGGGAUUGCUGUGAAACUACAACGAUAUCUCAUGCUGAAAUCAUGGUGGUCCAGCAACUAUGUGUCGGAUUGGUGGGAGGAAUACGUGUACCUGAGAGGGAGGUCACCACUGAUGGUCAACUCAAACUUCUACGGCAUUGACGCCAUCUUGAUGCACCCCACCACCAACCAGGCGGCACGAGCAGCAACCAUCAUUCACACGGCUUUACAGUACCGACGGCUGAUCGAACGACAGGAGCUUGAGCCUAUCCUGAUCCAAGGCCUGGUGCCGCUGUGUUCGUGGCAGUACGAGAGAGUGUUCAACACAACGAGAGUUCCCGGGGUCGAGACGGACAAGAUUGUGCAUUACAACGACUCCAAACACAUUGUGGUCUACCACAAGGGCAGAUACUUCAAGGUGCCCAUCUACUUCAAAAAGAGGAUCCUUCUGCCCAGUGAGAUUGAAAUUCAGAUGAAUUACAUUCUGCAAGACACGAGUGCCCCAGCAGUCGGUGAGGAGAGGUUGGCAGCCCUGACUGCAGGAGAGCGCACUGCCUGGGCCAACGCAAGGUCCGAGUUCUUCUUCAAGGGCACCAACCGUGCAAGCUUAGACGCAAUUGAGAAAUCUGCUUUCGUUGUUGCUCUGGAUGAUGUGCCUUACGAGUUUGACGAGACUGAACCUACAAAGUUGGACAACUACGGACGCAUCCUACUCCAUGGAAAGGGCUAUGACCGAUGGUUUGACAAGUCUUUCACUCUCUGUAUUGGGACCAACGGCAGAAUUGGCUUCAACGCAGAACAUUCCUGGGCGGAUGCAGCCGUAAUGUCUCACUUCUGGGAGUAUGUCGUGUCCGAUGAAACAGUCAACAUGGGAUACAGGGAGGACGGCAGAGCUCUCGGUAACCCAGAGUUCAACCCUCCGCCCACCCCUGUGAGACUGCAGUGGGACUUGCAACCCCCGGCAUUGGCUGCCAUAGACAGGUCUUACCAGGUGUCCAUGUCUUUGCUGAAUGAUGUUGAUCUGAGGAUCUACUUGCACUCUGCCUACGGCAAAGGCUUCAUGAAGGAGUCGAGAGUGAGCCCGGACGCCUACAUACAGAUGGCUCUACAGUUGGCCUACUUCAGGGAUGCUGGUAGAUUCAGCCUGACUUACGAGGCGUCCAUGACCAGACUGUACCGGGAGGGUCGCACAGAGACUGUACGACCUUGCACUAUAGAGUCUGCAGCUUGGGUGCGAGCUAUGCAAAACAAGUCAUCUUCAACAGAGGAGAGGAUCAAGCUGUUACAUGCAGCCUGUCAGCAACACCAGAGAGGCUACCAGGACGCCAUGUGUGGUAAAGGCAUCGACAGACAUCUCUUCUGUCUCUACGUAGUCUCCAAGUAUCUGGAAGUCGACUCUCCAUUUCUCAAGGAGGUGUUGAGUGAACCGUGGAGACUGUCUACGUCUCAGACGCCUCACGGACAGACGUCUAAGCUAGACCUGCGCAAGUACCCUCGCUGCAUCUCUGCUGGCGGAGGCUUUGGCCCUGUAGCAGACGACGGAUACGGAGUCUCCUACAUCAUCGCUGGGGAGGAUCUGCUGUUCUUCCACAUCUCCUGCAAACGUAGCUCCAACCAGACGAACGCAAGUAGAUUCGCCCAGCAAAUAGAGCGAGCAUUGGCCGACAUGAGGAAUUUGUUUACGGAUUGGAAGGAGCUACAAAAGAAGUCAAAGACCCAAUAACAAACACUGAACCGAACAAAAGCAUCGGCGGUGCACUAGUUUCUUCAGGGAGAAGGUUUUCAUCAACUAGUACAAACUUAGGCAAUCAUAUCUACUUAGAAGCUAGAACUUAUGACUGUUAGAUUCUACAUGAUGGUAAAGUGUUCUAAAGAAUCAUCACAAAUAAUAGUUCAUAUGUCGUUAGGUGAGUUUUAUGAUUUUCUUUUUGUAGAGAUGAACAUGUGCAGAGUUUUGGAUGUUAUGUUUUUGACCCUAUGCUCUAUAUCGUGGUUUGAGUCUUGUUAGUUGUAUAUCACUGAUUUUACUGAUAAAACUUGACUUUUUAAGUCAAUCUUUUUUAAACCUGAUGGUGGUAUUUUAGGAAAAAAAAAUUAACGCUGCGCUUAAAUUUUUGUUACAGGGUGUCCCAUUAGUAAACAGUCUAACAUUCUGAAAUUUUUCAUUUUACCAAGUUGAUUUUUUCUAACAUAGGUUAUUUGUACCUUAACAUACUCUUGUGUAGGCCUAAGUGUCUCCACGUAGUUUUCUAAAGAUCGGUUCAAAUAAUACAAAGAUAAAAAUGUUUAUGUGAAAAAUACAAAAUGACGGAUACCUGUUUAACGAAGCGAUUUUGUGAAAAAUAUUAUUCCUGAUUAACUGUUUAUUUUACCUGUCAAACUAUUUCCCGGAGUUUAGCUGUUUACUUAUAGGACACCCUGUAUAAUAAUUGAAAACUCAUCUAAAUCUCCCAGUAACAUCUAGAUCUUAAAAUAAGCAAACAAAAAUAUUUUUGUUUGCCCAACCUGAUCUAGGGAACCAAUCAAAAUAUAGUUUUAGUCAAUAAUAAAUUUAACUAUUAAUUUUAAACAUUCAAUCAUGUAUCUGGCCGCCUAUGUAUACUUUCUAUCUAGUAUUUUGUAUUAAUGGAAAGUUUUAAUUAUCAGUAGCAAAUUUAACACGUAAUUAAAUCUAGUAUAUAUAUUCCUGUAGAAAAAAAUGUUUUUCAUUAUAAACGAAAACUCCUUUAGGUAAUGUUAAAAUGUAAGUGGGAUGAGAUAUAAAUCCUUAAUUUUAAACAGGUCCACUUAUUUUUUGAACAAAUUUUUACAGAAGAGCUUUAAAAAAAUAUAUUUAAGUUCUAAAAGUAGGAUUACAAAAGAUAGUGGCACUUUGGGUACUCUGUCAAUCAUUUUAAUAUUAUAAUAUAACUUUAUUAGACUGGAUUUGAUAGAAUAGGAAAUAUGAGAGAGUUUACUUUAUUCGUUAUGUAGAAUUCAAAUCAAUUUACAUUAUAAAUUACUGACUGUGAGUCAUUAAAAUAACAACAAAUCAUUACUUGAGGUCAGUUUUACCAUAGACAAAAAGAAUUAAAUAUAGACCGUCAGCUGUGCUACGGUUACCAUAGGUUCUGGCGCACACGCUACGUAGCUACACGGCACUCUCAGCGGUGUGCUGUAGAACCUUUGGUAACCAUGGUAACUGAGCACGGCUGACAGUCUAUAAUUAAUUAUUUUUGUCUAUGGUUUUACUUGUAACGCCACUUACUUCACUAAUAAAGCAAAAAGUUUUGAAACAUAUCAGUGUAACCACUGGACCAGUAUUAAAUCCGUAGUAUUUUAUAUACAUUUUUUACCAAUUUUAUAUUGAACAUCAGUAUUUUAAAGAAACAUUGUCAAUUUAUAGCCUACUAUCACAACUGUCAAGCGUCAGAAGUAUUAAAUUUUUUUUGUUAUUCUGUUUUUUUUAUUGUUUAUAUUCACAUUUAAACAUUUUUCUGAUUAGUUUAUACCCAGUUUAUAUCAGUAUCAAUAUGGAAGAAGAAUAUUUAUACUUUUUUAAAUAUAAUUGUGAACUGUAUACAACUUAUACGAAUAAUAGAAUAGUAGUUCACGCAACAAUUGCGUAAAAAUGGUGUUAACGACACAAGUAGAAAAUUUAAGGUACGAGCCUUAAAAACUUCUACAAGUGUCGUUAACACUAUUUAUGCGAGUUGCGUACACUACUUUACCUACGACAGUGUUUUAAUUGCUAAAAUCACUACUCAUAACUUCUAAGAGAGGUUAUGUUUUCGUUUAUAACCUCUCAUUGCCACUGACAGUGAUGCAACGAAACAUUGUACCAAACUCUAAUUGUACCAGUCAACAAUUAAAUUGGCCUGAAGAGCUGAUUGAUUAUUUGAAGUUUGAAUCAUUACAAUUUUACUUCACUCUCAAUCCUUGAAUCUCAUUGGUCCGUUACCCGUGUUGUUAUGAGUAAAACUAUGUUGUUAUGAAAGUAAACAAUGCUGUUAUUAGAAAACUUUUCAAUUCUAAGAACUGAACUGAAACGGCUACUUAAAAAAACGGUCGUAGGUAAAAUAUUCUUUAAGCAUGUAUUUCAAUAUUAGUAUAAGACUGAAUGGUUUAUGGUUUUUGUGGAAGACCAAGAGUUUAUGUGCAUGAUUAAAAUAUGAUUUUAUUACUCACACAUUAAAUUAUUGAAUGAAAUGCUGCCAAAAACGAUUAAACAUCGGUUUGACUGAUUGUUGCCUUACGGCUGAUAUCAGCCUGAUCAUUCCGAGUGUUCAUUUACUGGUUCUAUACUAACAUAGCGUAUUGUAAUAGUAUGUAGCAUUGUAUAGCUGUAUACUUUAUUUGAUAUGGUGCUGUAUGCAAGUCCAAUGCAAAUGUAUAGAAAUUUGUGUAAAUUUGCUACUCCCCUGAGCUUUAAGGCAAGAUAUUUAGAUUGUGUCGGUUUGAUUUUGCUUUAACUUUUAUAUAAUUAAGUUGGACAUAUUCGAUCUGUGAAAAUGUUUAUUGCAAAUUGAGCUGUUGUUAGAGGAUCGAGAAGUAGUUUUUUAAAUUUUAUUAUAAUCAUGUUAACUUAAAGUAAACAUUGAUUUUAUGUUAAACCAUUUUAUAUAUAGGCUACCUAUAAGAAAAUUAUUGAUCAUUAUCCAUAGUGUUUUUCUAACCUUUUUUGAAGUAACCUUAAAGCUCAUAAAAUUAAUACCUUUUAUAUGUAUUUGUUAGAGGUUUAAGCUACACAAGCAAUGCAAUUCUGAUUGUAAAUUAUAUACGUAUAUAAAUGGACUCUAAUAAUACUAUGGUGAUGUAUCUGUUGUUUUUAGAUAAUUGAAUUUAUGUACAUCGAUUGUUGUGUCAUUAAACUUAUUAUUUCUUAUUGUUGA
Macrosteles quadrilineatus (aster leafhopper) is the source of this 6075-nucleotide messenger RNA. RefSeq names its product carnitine O-palmitoyltransferase 1, muscle isoform-like. Gene Ontology annotation, cellular component: mitochondrion. The coding region runs from base 600 to 2927 and encodes 775 amino acids. Gene Ontology annotation, molecular function: carnitine O-palmitoyltransferase activity. The record is from RefSeq and is a predicted model, not a curated record. NCBI's taxonomy places the organism in Eukaryota, Metazoa, Arthropoda, Insecta, Hemiptera, Cicadellidae. Gene Ontology annotation, biological process: fatty acid metabolic process; carnitine metabolic process. The transcript has 18 exons.